Messenger RNA from Fomitiporia mediterranea MF3/22, 1338 nucleotides. RefSeq lists its product as uncharacterized. The transcript is spliced from 10 exons. Lineage: Eukaryota; Fungi; Basidiomycota; Agaricomycetes; Hymenochaetales; Hymenochaetaceae. Bases 1 to 1338 code for a protein of 445 amino acids. The record is from RefSeq and is a predicted model, not a curated record.
AUGCGCGAAGGUCGCAGGAGGGGAUCGCACCUUCGUGAUCGCACCUUUACGGACUCGGACUGUUUCGCCACUAAUGGAGAUGUCGCAGCAGUGCACGGGUGGCAGACUACGAAGAGGGAGGCGGGUGGGGAGGCUGUGAACGAGGAAGAUUUAGAGACAGGAGGGAGAAUAGAGCGCUGUAGUUAUAGGUGGGACAAAGAGUCUGAAACGGAUGCCGAAAACAACACACGCCGUCACCGCGCAGCCGGUGUGACCUACUUAGUUGCCCCUGCUCCUGCAGACGACGAACAAGCGCGAUACACGCAAAGAAAGUGCUUGGGAGGGCACAGAGACAAGAUGGCAGACAAAGGGCAAAGAGUAAGGCAGGUAGACCCGUGCGACGGCUUGACGUCACGCAUGCGUCCGACUGAGGACCCUUUCGGUGUCAGGUUGUCAACCGAAACCCGUCCGAAUACGGAAGGCAUCGAGAUUAAAAUUUAUGGAUCGGAAGCAACAUUUUUCUCAUUUCAGCAGCUCUCGCGGAUGGCCGACCCACUCUGCGACGGCUCGGGGCGUGUACGGGAUGCUUGCUUUCGGGCCUGCAAACGUGACUUGCCGGCGAGCAGUAAUUGGGGUUCGUCCAUACUUAGCUGGCGCUUGACGGAUGGGGACCGCGUCGGACAAGGGUGUCGACGGGUUCUUUCACAUACGCUUUCCAGUCAUCCUGGUGCAACUAGCGCUACUACUGCUCGCAUGGCGAGACGUCCACGGCCACUAUUCGAAGAUCCAGAAGCACACGACCAUUUUAGUCGUUGUCAAUCGCGUGCUCGUUCUGAUCUGGUGCACCAUAAUCAAACGGGGUCUUCACUAGCAGGAUCUUCUCGGACCAAGUACAGUGUUCCGAUGUCUUGUCCACAAGAGGGUUAUAAGAUAAAUGCAACGCAGCGUGCUGGCACUCCCUUCACUUUCGCCGAUUCUCCGAAGUCUGAUCUGUGGUUCUUGAUGCGGUCUACUUGGGCAACCACCGUCUUCUGUGGUCAAACACCGGUGGAUCGCCAUAUGCACUUCUUCCUCAUUUUCUCCGCUCAAAUCUUUCCUAAUCGCACCGCCGCCGCUCAUCAGAAUUGUCAGAAUCUCUUCGCUGCGGUUAUCCCGCGUUGGCGCCGCGACUCACAAGAUCGCGUCAAGACCCGGUUAAUGCCAGACAUCACAUCCGCCUUCACCCAUCAUUCACUUUCGCAGAAUCACAUUGAUUUUCGACAUGGAUCAUCCUUCUUCUUGCAAUUGUCCAGACACUCAACUACCGCAAUGCGCCGCUGUGCAUCAACACUAAUCUUCAUUAUCAUAGUUUAUCCUUGA